Messenger RNA from Priceomyces carsonii, 1788 nucleotides. RefSeq lists its product as uncharacterized. Lineage: Eukaryota; Fungi; Ascomycota; Pichiomycetes; Serinales; Debaryomycetaceae. The transcript has a single exon. The coding region runs from base 1 to 1788 and encodes 595 amino acids. Gene Ontology annotation, biological process: oligopeptide transport; transmembrane transport. Gene Ontology annotation, molecular function: transmembrane transporter activity. The record is from RefSeq and is a predicted model, not a curated record. Gene Ontology annotation, cellular component: membrane.
AUGAUACUUCAAAACAAAGAAGAAAAAGAAAAAGAGCAAGAACAAGAUAAUUAUAAGUUCCGUUCUAAUAUCGAGGUUCACCAAUUCAGUGACCUGGCAGAUGAUGUGGAGAUUUAUGAAGAUAGGCAUCCUGUGUCAAACCAAAUGGAUGAAUUGAAUCCUGAUGAUUUAGGGGAGCCUACAGAUGAAGAACUGAAGACCCUAAGAAGGAUUGUUGGAUCAGUUCCAACUGUCUCUUAUCUUAUUUGCUUGGUUGAGCUUGCUGAAAGAGGUUCUUACUAUUCUGUGUCCGAAAUAUUGACUAACUUCAUCCAAAGACCAUUACCACCAGGAAGUAGUACAGGAGCACCUUUAAGUAGAACACUGAAUGAAUCAGCAGGUGCCUUAAAUAUGGGACUACAAGUUGCCUCAGCGUUGAACUUAUUAUUAUCUUUCUUAGCCUACGUCAUCCCAUUGUACGGCGGAUAUGUAGGUGAUUCUCAACUUGGACAGUUUAAAGCAAUCUGGAUUGGAAUAAUAGCUGGCUUUAUUUCACAUGUCCUUUUUACUAUUGCCGGUAUUCCUAAUGUACUUGGAAGUAGUAAGGCAAUAGCUCCCACGAUAUUGGGAAUCAUCACAUUAGCCAUAGGGACUGGAUUUAUAAAGCCAAAUCUACUUCCUUUACUUUUAGAUCAAUAUCCACAUAAGACUGACUUGGUGAAAAUGUUACCAUCUGGAGAAAAAGUUAUCAUUGAUCGUGAGCAAUCACUACAAAGGAUGACUUUGAUAUUUUACUGGGCAAUAAAUGUUGGGGCCUUUUUUCAAUUAGGGGCAUCUUACGCUGAAAGAAGGGUAGGCUUUUGGCUAGCGUUUUUCUUUCCGACAAUAAUGUAUCUCAUUUUACCCAUAGUAAUGUUCAUUUUGAGUAAGCGGUUACAUAAAAAAAAACCAGAAGGAUCAGUUCUUACUAACUCGUGGAGGAUACUUGUGGUAACAAUAGGUGGUAUUUUAACAGGGAAGGUAAAAAAAAAUCGUAUAUGGGAGUACGCUGUACCUUCAGAAAUGAUAAAUAGAGGGAGAUUGUUCUACAAUGAAAAAAAGAAAAUUCCUAUCACCUGGAACAGUCAAUGGGUCUCCGAUGUCAAACAGACACUCGAUGCUUGCAAAAUUUUUCUUUAUUUUCCUAUAUUUACCAUUAAUGAUGGGGGUAUUGCUUCUAUAGAGACAUCUCAGGCUGGUUCUAUGACAACAAGAGGUGUACCGAAUGAUCUAUUCGACAAUUUCAAUCCAUUGACAAUUAUAGUUCUUUUACCAACUCUCAAUUAUAUCGUGUACCCUUUACUAAGGAGGUAUAAAUUACUGUUCCCUCCCGUUUACCGAAUAUCCUUUGGGUUCAUGUUAGCUGCAUCUUCGCAGUUAGCAGGAGCAAUAUUCCAGUAUCAAGUUUAUAAAAAAUCACCAUGCGGUUAUUAUGCUACUACUUGCGACGAGGUGUCUCCAGUUAGUGCCUGGAAAGAGGUAGCCUUGUAUAUUCUAGGAGCGUCUGGUGGAGCCUUUGCAAUGACAACCGCAUAUGAAAUUUCGUAUACCAGGUCACCUCCGCAAAUGAAGGGACUUGUGAUGGCCAUGCUCCUAUUCACAUCUGCAAUAUCGGCAGCAAUAUCACAAGCAGUUACACCUGCUUUGAAAGACCCUUACCUAAUUUGGCCCUUUGCUGCUUGUGCUAUUGCAGGGUUCUUGUCAGCAAUUCUAUUUAUUUUACAAUUCAGAAACCUCGAAACAACCCCCAAUAGGUUCAAUAAAGCAUAA